Messenger RNA from Notolabrus celidotus (New Zealand spotty), 3215 nucleotides. It is a transcript of the gene pdp1, whose product is annotated as pyruvate dehyrogenase phosphatase catalytic subunit 1. Gene Ontology annotation, biological process: protein dephosphorylation. Gene Ontology annotation, molecular function: protein serine/threonine phosphatase activity; cation binding. Bases 140 to 1717 code for a protein of 525 amino acids. NCBI's taxonomy places the organism in Eukaryota, Metazoa, Chordata, Actinopteri, Labriformes, Labridae. The transcript is spliced from 9 exons. The record is from RefSeq and is a predicted model, not a curated record.
AUCACGGCUGUCAGGGCUCAGCCAAUCAGCGUUGAGUUUGUGGUGCGGCGCUCCAGAAUGAUACAGACCAGAGGGGUCGGUGUUCAGCUAUGAACUUCACUGACGUCUUUACAUCAUCAGGUUGAGUGCUCCUCUAGCCAUGCCUGUGACGUCCCAGCUGCUCAGGGGUUUGCCCCGUACCAAGGCCUUGGCCUCCAGCCUGUUACCAUGCCAACAACACCAGUCCUGGCUAGGACCUAUCACUCACAGACCUGCCUCAAAACGACCCUCUCAUUUCUGGCAGAGCCAUCGCCACUCAAGAGGUUAUCAGACAGCCUCGGUGCUCCACAGCUACAUCCUCUCACCCCCGCAGGUCAACUCUAUUCUGAAAGCCAACGAGUACAGCUUCAAGGUGCCAGAGUUUGAUGGGAAGAAUGUGUCAUCAGUGAUGGGUUUCGAGAGCAAUCAGCUGCCAGCAAACGCUCCCAUAGAAGACCGCCGGAGUGCAGCCACGUGUCUGCAGACCAGAGGCAUGCUGCUAGGUGUGUUUGACGGCCAUGCUGGCUGUGCCUGUGCACAGGCUCUCAGUGAGAGGUUGUUCUACUACAUCGCCGUGUCUCUUCUUCCACACAAUACACUGUGUGAGCUGGAGGCAGCAGUGGAGGCGGGCAGAGCACUUAGUCCCAUCCUGCAGUGGCACAAACAUCCUAACGACUACUUCAGCAGGGAGGCUCAGACGCUUUACUUUAACAGCCUCCGGACAUACUGGCAGGAGUUGAUAGAUCUCACCAGCCCAGGAGAAGUUCCAGAGACCCGUGAGGCCUUAACGAACGCCUUCAAGAGGCUGGACAAUGACAUGUCUCUUGAGGCCCAGGUUGGAGACCCAAAUGCUUUCCUGCACUACUGGGUUUUGAGAGUGGCUUUUUCUGGAGCAACAGCCUGCGUGGCUCACAUCGAUGGACAAGACCUGUAUAUAGCCAACGCAGGAGAUGCUCGAGCAGUGUUAGGGGUCCAGGAGGAGGACGGUUCCUUCAGCGUGCACACACUCUCCAACGACCACAGCGCUCAGAAUGACGAAGAGAUGGCUCGGAUACGUGGAGAACACCCGCCAUCAGAGAGGAAGACGGUUAUCCGACAGGACCGGUUGCUCGGCCUCCUCAUGCCGUUCCGUGCGUUCGGGGACGUGAAGUUUAAGUGGAGUAUUGAGCUGCAGAAGCGGGUGUUAGAGUCCGGACCUGAUCAGCUCCAUGAAAACGAGCACACAAAGUUUAUCCCUCCAAACUACCACACGCCGCCCUACCUGACCGCUGAGCCUGAAAUCACGUACCACAGGCUGCGGCCACAGGAUCGCUUCCUGGUAAUUGGCUCUGACGGCCUCUGGGAGACCCUCCACAGACAGGAAGUGGUUCGUAUUGUCGGGGAGUACUUGACAGGGGUGCACCAGCGUCAGCCCCUCAAAGUGGGAGGCUACAGGGUCACCCUCGGACAGAUGCAGGGACUGCUGGAAGAGAGAAAGGCUCGUGUGUCUUCAGCUUUCGAGGACCAGAACUCAGCGACCCAUCUGAUGCGCCAUGCGGUGGGAAACAACGAAUUUGGCACGGUCGACCAUGAGAGGCUUUCAAAGAUGCUCUCGCUGCCCGAGGAGCUGGCUCGCAUGUACCGCGAUGACAUCACCAUCAUCAUCUCUCAGUUCAACCCUCAUGUGAUUGGAGCACAGAGACAGGAGGGGCAGUCCUGAGAUGUACAAAACUACUUCUGGCAUACCACUCAGGUGUCGGCACACACACACACACAAACACACGUGUGUGUAGACAUACACAUAAGCACACUCUGUGGACAAACCGGCCAUAUAAAGAUACAAUGUGUCCUGCAGUCUGACGGUUUUAACUCUAUUUAUGGAAAUAGUCUUAUGUUCGUAUGCAGUCCUAGAACAGAUCUGGUUUCCUCAAACUGGAUCUAACCCUCUGAUAUAGCAACACAGUAUUUAUGCUGCAGAUUUCCUCCUGUUACUCUUUCAUACUCUCUGUGUGGCCGUCAAAACGCUGUUACAAACGAACUUUUGUGCCAAAAGAUUCAACCUCCUCUUCUGCUGAAAGACUCAGUGGGAUUGAAGCGAUAUAAAUUCCAAAGAGGGUGACGGUUGGACUUUAGAAGGAAAGACUUGUUAGUGGACGCAGCCACCUACUCAAUGCCUUUUACAUGGACUCUAACUGAACUGUCCUUUAUAUAGCACCACACUCUCUAUCAUUGAGGCCUUGUUUUCUUCUCCGUGUCCCUGAGGCUGAUGUUAUAACAGCUUGUUUUUACUUGUUGGUGUCUGUGUGUGAUAUAUUCUUAUUGCUGUUCAAACACACAUUUUGCUCUGUAUUUACACAGCAGCCUGUAAAUAUUUGGUUGACUCCAGCAUCAGGUUCAAGAAUUAACUCAAAGCUUUAAAGGUGUACUUGAUGUUGUUGAAAUCUUGUUGACACCUUUACACCAGUGUGGUGUCAUGGGUCCCAACAGUCAGAAGUCACUGGGUGAUUGUAAAUCAAAGGUUCCCCUCAUAUGACGUUAUUUUAAUAAUAAAACAAGACAUUUAUUUUGAAGGGUCACAAGCCAAAAAUGUUGGAAACGUUCAUCUUAGACCUGACAUGUUGGAGAACAGGGAAAAAACAAAACUGUCCAAAUAUUUACAAACUGCACUGUUUAACACAUCAUCAACUGAAGACUUGCACUGUACAGAACUACAGGUACAAUGGGAUUUACCUGUUGUUUUGACACUACCACUUUGUUAUUGUUGUAAGUCAGUAUGUCUGUUAUUUAUCAAGCCUCUUAUUAUCAGCCACAUUGACUACGAUCGUCACAAUUAAACUUUAGUUAUUUUACAAGCUUUGCAGGGUUAAAGGGACAUGUGCUAAAGAUUAUCUUGCCUUAUGUUUUUUUUUAUUUGUUUGUUUUGUUUAUCUGACAGGUCAUUAGCCAUGUUGCUUACAUAUUGUUAUUCAAAACAGAAAGUGAAACUAGAAGCAGGUCAUACUCCUGAUUCCCUCCUACUCAAGAGUUCAUGUCAGGGGUCAUGCCUGUGUGUCAAAGCCCUAAUGAAGGAACAGACUGAAGCUGUUUAAAAAGUAAAGAUUAUUUAUUCAGCUUAAGCCGUAUGUUACACGUCCUCAUCUAAGGUUGUAUAAAUUGUAUCUGAUGUGGGUUAAAUUUUGUAUAAUGGAAUGGUUUAAUAAAACACUGAAUAUACACCA